Messenger RNA from Anastrepha obliqua, 3954 nucleotides. RefSeq lists its product as uncharacterized. NCBI's taxonomy places the organism in Eukaryota, Metazoa, Arthropoda, Insecta, Diptera, Tephritidae. Bases 118 to 3135 code for a protein of 1005 amino acids. The transcript is spliced from 3 exons. The record is from RefSeq and is a predicted model, not a curated record.
UCAAGGAAAUUUUCUUCCUUUGUUUUCUUGAGAAUUUUUGUUUCUUUGGCGAUGAUUUUUAUGGUACAUAGUAAAGUUUAACGUACAAUUCAACAAAUAAUAAAUAAAGUGGUUAAAAUGGACAACAACGAGAUUAGAAUGUUUAUGGAUGUUAAACUAGAUAUACACAAUAAACGCCCAGAUUCUCUUAAGUUCAAGCAAUGGUCCAGAUGUGAAGUAAAAAUUGAAGGCAUAAAAUGUUUGCCCAGCUAUUUGCGCGUUGCAAUCACAGGAUGUAAUGAUAAUGAGACGAACGUGUCGGAGGAGGAGCGCUCAGAGUCGAAACGUUGUAUUAGUGUUUCCGUUAUAGUACCGGGCGUUAGCAUUAGUUUAGCAGCAUCGCGUACUAAAAAAUUUAGCUAUGGCCUUUUUUGGACGCAGAAUCGUAAACAGUGUUACAUAUAUUUUGCAGUGGAAACAGAGUCAAGUUGCAGACGCCAUAUGAAAUGGAUUAAAAAGACUAUUAAAAAUUUAGAAUUACAUCGACAAUUAAUGUUGGAGCAGAAUAGAAUUAGUCGCGGCCCAGUUAUGGACAGUGCUGGUAUACAUGUAAAGCAGUAUGGGAAGGAAAACGUCCAAGUUAGCUCGCAACCAAAGCAAGAAGAUGAAAAUUCUGGCGAAUCACUUUACUCGGCUCUUGGACCGCUACCGAAAAUUCCAAGUUACGAUUCUAAUCAAAAUGAUUGGUCGCGCCGCAUAUCACACAAUUCGGAAAUUUAUGAAGAGAUCUUUGAAAAUAUUGAUGGGCAACCACGUUUCUCGCGACGAGUAUCUCGUGGUUCCAUUGCUUCUGGAAUUUAUGAAGAGAUGAAGCCUAGCCCUUGUGCGUUCAAUUCUAUCGAUGAAGAAUCAACUGAACUACAGUUGGGAACGGGCUUAGAAACUACGCCACCUCCACUUCCGCCCCUACCACCGCCUCGGAAGCGGAUAAACACUUUCGAUGGUCAAGGUGUUUUGGGUGAAAUACCCCGUUCUAAUACAAAUCCUGAGUCAGAAUUGGCAAAGAAAAAGAAGUAUAAAAAUGUGUUAGAUAAUAUUUUCGGCAGUGGGCGUGCCAAACGCGCUGAAAGUGUUAGCGAAACACAGGCUUGCACUGCAGAAGAUAUAAUCAAUAGCAUUACACCCACCAAAGCAGAUGAUGAUAAUAAAGUCACCACGCUGAUAUAUACCAAUGAUGCUGCGGCGAAACGGCAAGAAAGAUCAAAUUGUCCAUCAUCUGCUCUCGCUAAGUCGAAACGCAAUAGUUUUUCCUCGCCAGACCUAUUGAAAAUAAAUUACGUGGAUAACUUUGACGAGAAACACAUCGUCAGAGGUGCAUUGAAUGCAACCAAUACAUCCAGUGAUGACUUAGAUUUGGGUGGAGACAGCUUACAUAAUGUUUUCUUAGAACCGUCCAAAGAAGUUUUCCAAUUGUCAAUCUUACACGGAAGAAUAUCCGUUGAUAGUCUUAAUGUCUCUGAAAAAAUUCCAAACAAUUUUAACUUUUCCGCGAUUAAUUCAUCGGGUAUUAAUUUAGUAGGCUCUAAUGGUGCAGCUAUACCCGCAAGCAAUCAAAAGAAGAAUAAAAUUCUGAUAGACGAUUUAACUGGCUACUGCGUUAUGGCACCUAUUCGACCAAAGAAGGAGACGCAGCAUACGUCUAAUGACAAGAUACCUACUGAGCCAACCUCAUCAGGUUACUCAACUAGUUCUUAUCCAUCCGCAAGUUCUUCGUCCGCGGAAGACUCAAAAGCGCUAGCUGUUAAAGAACGAUCUACAGUCGUUGCUGAAGAGAGCGCCAUAUAUGAGCAAAUGUUGAACUUACACACAUCAGCUGUCGAACCCGAGACUACAGAAAACAAGAGUCCACACCAACAUCAAGUCGAUGAAUCGGUUACUCUUUCAGCAACUAGUGCUUCACCGUCCGCCUCUAAUAUUACAGCUUUUACUGGAAAUUUAUAUGAAAAUUUAUUAGCUGUAAAAGCUUCACAGGAAUUGGAGCAACAGCUACCACCUGCGUUGCUUAGCACAAGUACACCCACUGAAUCACCGCAGACACAACCAGCGGUACAAGAUAACCAAUUAGAAGAAGAGGAAAAUUUCUACCAAACGCCGCGCAAGUCAAUAAUUAGUGUUGAUGAAAAGAUUCCUUCCUAUUAUCCAAAUAGUUGUGAUACAGCCAAAACUCGUCGUCAUCACAUAAUGGCCACCGCUAGUCCACAGCAAGCGAUUUACAGUACUUCGCCCUCCAUAAAUGCAACCAGUGCAGCAGCGAAUACAGCCGAGAAACACAAAAAUGCAUCAACAUCUGUUGCCUUGCGGCAAAUGGUCAAUUUAAAAAUACGAGGUGAACGCAAAGAGAACCUCUACAUAUCCUCUCCACAAAACAUCUUAGAGCAACGCCAAAGUGGAAACUAUCCACCGGAUACUGACAUCAAAAACUUGCAGAAAAAUGGUAAAUUACAUAAAUCGUUGCGUGCAGGUGCUUUGAAAAUUGCCGAACAUGUCUAUACUGUUAAGCAUGCAAAACAGAAAAGCAGCAGCACUGAUAAGAACCUAAACAAUAACAACAACGAAACGGAUGUAGUUAACUUUCCUGAUGAUAUGCGCGAACGGCUACAAAACGAACUGUUGCAAUUUGCGUUGCUGCAAAAGAUUGAUUUUAAAUUCGAUGACGCAAGAUCUGCUGCCGAUCAGCAAAGUCCAUUAGAAGAGCUAAAACCACCAUCGCCCACAACGAAACAGCAACCGCAAAGUACCGGGAAAGAGCGCAUAUACGAGAACCUACUGCAUCAUCACCUACAACUGCGGCAAACAGAAAAUCGGUUUGUUGCUGGUACUGUUGGCGAUUCUUCGACUUCUGCGUCAGCCGCCAACGAUAUAAAUUCAAAAUUGGAAAUGCAUCAGAGCUGCAUGGCUGGCGUUAACACCAAGGUGCCCAUUGCUGCUGCCGAUGUCGUUGAAGUGGCUGAUAGUUGCAGUGCUGUUGCGGAGAGUAGUGGCUUAAGCGGUGCCAAAAAAUUCACUUCGUUGCCGCGUUUCAAGAAAAUCGAUUUCUCACCGCUGCGUCUGCGUAUAAAUAGCGUAUUGCAACGCGGACUGCAACAAGACUUCUAAUGGAUGCCUGAGUGCCUAUUGCGCGCAGGGGGAUUGCUGUGGCGCGUGGUUUUAGGAAAAGGUAUUGAAGUCAUGGUCGUCAUGGUCAUACAUAAAAACACGAAAAUAUCGAUAUUAGUUAAGAUAUAAUUGCUUUAAAAUUCCGCUUAGGCAAGCUCUAAAUUACUCACUACACUUGUUGCGUUUCCUGUUUGUUCUAAAUUUAUGCAGCUUUAUGCUACAGCUAUUGUUGUUUACCGGUUUUACUCGAAAUACUCGUAUCUAUGUAAGCCUUUUAGUUUUUGAAUAAGCUUUGGCUGUUUUAAUGUCUAUAUAAGAAAGUGAAUACCAAGUGAUAUAUAUAUCAUAUAUUUUUUUAAUAUUUACUGUUACUAUUAUUUUCUUGUAUCUUUUAUGUUGGCCAUCUGAAUUAAAACAAAAAGUUGUCAAAUGAAAUAUGUAUUAAACAAUUUAUAAUGAAUUUGUGUUUAUGAUUUUUUAAACGGAAGCUAAACAAGCUUUUGGUAAUUUUGCUUUUUCAUGAAUUUUUUACAUCUAUUUUAUACUUAUUUUCCUCUUUACUAAUUCAGAUAAACUUAAAUGUAUAAUUAAAUUGAAAUUUUGUAUUAAAACUCGUAUUAAAUUUAUUAAUUAAAGAUUUUUUAUAACAUUCUUUGUGUGGGCGCAGAAAAAAAAUCUGCGUGCCUUGUUUGAAUGUGCACGAGGAGAAUCUAAACUGAAAAUAUUACUUUUGUAUAUUAAAACGGUUUAAAUGUAGUUAAACGUUACCAAUCAUGUUAAUUAUUUUUAAAUACAUUUUACAAAAACGCUGUUGUGUUA